AUAUAUUACUUGCUUUCAACCACCUCCGAUCUCCAUCUCAAAGCCCUCAAAGACAAAGCCAACUCUUCUUACCUUGCUUACCCAAUUUGGAAUCAUCCCAAAAGAUCUGUAAAAAUGGUAGAUUUUCUUUUUCUCUAUCCUUCUCUUUAAAAAAAAAAGAAAGAAAAGAAAAGCUAGUUUGUUCACUUGCUUAUGUCGUUAUUCAAUAUCUCUGCUUUGCUUUGCAUGGUUUUCUGGCAUCUUGGUACUUUUCUUCUUCCGAUUUGAAGCUUGCCCAUAUUGUUUUUUUUUAAUGAUUUCUGUAGUGGGUCGGAGUUUUUGAGAUUGGAAUGUUUGAGUUUUGUGUUUAUAGAUUGAAUGUCUAUGUAUUCACUCGAAAUGCGUUUGUUCUACGUUGAGAUUCACGAAAUUUGAAUAGGUGGGUUUUGCUUUUUUUUGAAGUUUUAUCAUUUUGAUAUGAUAGUUUUGGGUUCUGGUAGUUAUGGGAUUGAUACUGUUUUUGGAGAGAUGCAAUGGUUUAAAUCUUGAUUCGGUAACAUGCUCACUAUGAAUGGUUUCCAAAAACCUUGGUGGUGUGGUCGAUUAAGAUGGUUACUUUCAACAGGAGUGUUUCACUCAAUAGAAAUGUGUCCUAUAAUCGGACUGUUUCAUUCAACCGAAAGGCAUUGAACGUAGGAAGCCCGAAGAUCAAUCGAGUGAAUUCGCUCUCUCGUGUAUUCAAGCUACUUGUAGUGAUAGGUUCAUUGCUUUCAUUCAUUUUAGCCUUUCUUUGUGGUUACCAUUAUGUGCUUCCAAGUCUUAGCCAUGCCUUUCAUGUGUAUGGUAGUAUUUCCACAUUUAAUGAUUCUGGAAGUACCUGCAAUGUGCUUGAUGGAAAUUGGGUCCUAGACAAUCGUUAUCCAUUGUACAAUGCUACAGAAUGUCCCUUUGUUGAACGAGGGUUCGAUUGCUUGCAUAAUGGUCGGGAAGAUGCUGAUUAUCUUAAGUGGAGUUGGAAGCCUAGGAACUGUAAUUUUCCAACAUUUAAUGUGCAAAGCUUAUUGGGAUGGCUUCGAGGUAAAAAAGUUGUUUUUGUUGGUGAUUCUAUGAGUAGAACACAAUGGGAGUCCCUUAUAUGCUUGCUCAUGACUGGUGUACAAGACAAGAAGAGUGUCUAUGAAGUCAAUGGGAAUGAGAUCACCAAACAAAUUAGAUAUUUAGGUGUUCGGUUUGGUUCAUUUAAUUUUACUAUUGAGUUCUUUCGCUCAGUUUUCCUGGUGCAAGAAGGUUCUACGCCAAAACAUGCUCCCAAAAGGGUCAGGUCCACGCUGAAGUUGGACAAAUUGGAUGAUAUAAGUAACCGCUGGAUUGAUUCAGAUAUUCUCAUCUUCAAUACAGGUCAAUGGUGGGUUCCAGGGAAACUUUUUAAAAUUGGUUGCUAUUUCCAGGUGGGAAAUUUGUUAAAGCUUGGAAUGUCAAUUCCUACUGCCUACAGAACAGCACUAGAUACAUGGGCAUCGUGGGUAGAGAAAACUAUUGAUAUAAAUCGAACACAUGUUUUCUUUCGUACUUUUGAACCGUCUCACUGGAGUAAUUUCACUCGAAGAGUUUGCAAUGUGACCCAGCACCCUGUGUUUGAAACAGAAGGCAGAGAACAUAGUAUAUUCUCUGACACUGUUUUUGAUGUUGUAAAGAACAUGACAAUUCCUGUAACCGUGUUGCAUAUUACUUCAAUGUCGGCUUUUCGAAGUGAUGCGCAUGUUGGCAAGUGGAGUGACAACCCGUCUGUUCCUGAUUGUAGCCACUGGUGCCUACCUGGUGUACCUGAUGUAUGGAAUGAAAUUCUCCUUUCUCACUUGCUUGUUGAUGAGCCUCAUGUCAGGUGAAUGGCUUAGCGUUUGGAGCAAAAAUUUAUUUAUCUAGACCUAUUAUUUUACAAGUUAGUAGUAACUGAAAACAAAACUCAUUCAUGACAACUUUUCCUGGUUGAAUAAGUUGCAACUUUGAGCCUCAGUACUUGUGGAGACGACUCAAGCUCUUAAUAAGCACAGAGAGACGCCGGCAAAUUCUAACAUGCCCUUUGUUUUCGGAAGGUAUAAAAAUUAUUUUACAUUUCUUUAUUAGGCGGGUCUGGAUUAAUUGAACGUGGAUAUGUAUGGAACAGUUUUGUAACAAGUUUCAUUUUUGUUUUGGUCAUUCUUUUAGCAAUUCUUUUGUACCUUACAAAACUAGAUUUCGGUUACUCAGAGUCAGAGGUCACAGUUUUGUCUAUUUUUUGCUCGUUAUACAGGCUUGUGAUGUGAAUAAUAAGUUUUGUUCCCAACAAACAGGGAGAAAAGAAUGUGAUUUAUUUUAUUACUUUACUA
Molecule: messenger RNA, 2345 nt
Organism: Humulus lupulus (European hop)
Lineage: Eukaryota; Viridiplantae; Streptophyta; Magnoliopsida; Rosales; Cannabaceae
Product: protein trichome berefringence-like 7
Exons: 4
Coding region: 588-1865 (425 amino acids)
Cellular component (GO): Golgi apparatus
Molecular function (GO): O-acetyltransferase activity
Source: RefSeq, a predicted model, not a curated record